This is a messenger RNA of Nothoprocta perdicaria, 2848 nucleotides long. RefSeq names its product RAB36, member RAS oncogene family (gene RAB36). Gene Ontology annotation, molecular function: GTPase activity; GTP binding. The record is from RefSeq and is a predicted model, not a curated record. Lineage: Eukaryota; Metazoa; Chordata; Aves; Tinamiformes; Tinamidae. The transcript is spliced from 11 exons. Bases 177 to 977 code for a protein of 266 amino acids.
GGACUUCCAUAGUGAAGUUACUCCAUUCCAACUCCGCCUUCCUAAUCUGUGAGGGAAGGGGAGGAAGGGAACUGUUGCAGACCCGUUUCUAUGGCCACGCAGCAGCCGCCGGAGCGGUUUGUACAGCUGGGAGCCUCUCGCAUCGGCUGCCGCACGGAUUAACUUUAAUUUGAAGAAUGAAGUCCAACCUGAUGCAUUUGGUCCCCCCAGUGAGUAGGGACAGAGUUAUCUCCCAGUUUCCCAAGUGGUACACACCUGAGGCCUGCCUGCAGUUCAGAGAGCACUUCCAUGCACAGGUCAGGACCGCCUGCCAGCAGAGUGCUGGAACAGCUGGACUAAAGCUAUCCAAGGUGGUUGUGGUAGGAGACCUGUAUGUUGGGAAGACCAGUCUCAUCAACAGAUUUUGUAAAGAUACUUUUGACCGAGACUACAAAGCAACCAUUGGAGUAGAUUUUGAGAUUGAGCGCUUUGAAAUAGUUGGUGUACCCUACAAUCUCCAGAUAUGGGACACAGCAGGUCAGGAAAAGUUCAAGUGCAUUGCAUCUGCUUACUACCGAGGAGCAGAAGUUAUAAUAACGGUGUUUGAUCUGGCUGAUAUCCAGACUUUGGACCACACAAAACAGUGGCUGGAAGAUGCAUUGAGGGAGAAUGAGCCAGAUUCCAGCUUCAUCUUUCUGGUUGGAACAAAAAAAGACUUGGUGUCAGAUGCUGUGUGUGAAAGGACAGAGCUUGAUGCCAUCCGCUUUGCCAAUGAGAUGCAGGCAGAGUACUGGUCCGUUUCAGCCAAAACAGGGGAAAAUGUUAAAGAAUUCUUUUCCCGAGUUGCUGCUUUGGCCUUUGAACAGUCCAUGAUAAAGGAGCUUGAGAAGACCAGUAGGCAAACGGCCCAAAUUGGGGCAGGAAACCUCAUCAAACUGGAAAGGAGCUUGAUGGAAAUCCCAGAAGGCAAUCCUCAAGCCAGCCUGGGUUGCUGCUAACUGACUUUUGAAAGUGCCACUUCUGUGUACCCCAGCACACCUGUAACAAGGAAAGCUCUCAAACCAAAAUAGAAAAAACCCUCCUUCAAGCCCUUUAAGAGGCUCUCACUGCUGUAGACUCACUUAUGCUAGAUGGUGCAGUUGUUACAUUAACCAUUUUUUUUGUAUAGUCAAAACGUGACAUCCUUGUCUUAAUGCAAGAUGUUGCUGGUGCCUUGUGCUCACCUGUCUGCUAGAGACCCUUGCAGUAUGAAUUCUGUGAUUUUAGUGUGGUGUUUCUGCAUAUUUCUGUAGAACAGUUAUGGGAACAGGAAAUGCAGGCAGCGUAGUUUUCAUAUCGAUUCCUCUAUCCAGGAAAAAUCUUUUGCUUUUUCCAUUUAAAUCGGAGUCCAGUAUUGAAAUAUUUCCAGGUUUUGCAAAGUCCAGAUAUGAACUUUGUCUAACAUUUUAAAUUUAGAGUUGUGAGGUUUUAGUUUGUGGAUGUGGAAGUAUGUGAAAUGCUGCUGGAUAUGCAUGCUAUUGUUUUCAGGUCUUCUGAAUAAGAAAUGAUGAUCACAUAAGCACUUGACAGAAGAACUAAACUUCAUGUAUUCAAUCUUCCAAAGAGGAUGCAGAAUCCUACUUUAUUCUUCGAUGUUCUUGAAACUUAUGUACACCACAAUUCCAGCUUGUUGCUGAAAAUAAUUAUUGACAUUCUAUUGUAACUACAUCCUUUUUAUUAGCAGUAUAAUGUAACAUGAUUCUGGAACCAUGCAACAGUCUCUGUCAAAUGCUAUGGUAGGAACUCUGAGCUGGUAAAGUUAGAUUCAAUAUUGUUGUUAAAGUAGUAGUAACUUUAUCUGCUUUUCCUGGGACAGGGUCAUUUGAUAACUUGAUGCUGGGAGCAAUUUGCUCCACAUCUGAAUGGAAACAAGACGAGUAGAGAAAUAAUUUUGCUAUUUUGUGGAAAGUUUUAAUGGUGUGCGUGGGUUUAGAGGGAUAGGAAGAGAUGGAGUUCUCCAAGGCAGGUACAUAGGCUUGUUACAUCCUAAUUGAUUUGCCAAAUGAAGAUGUUGACGCUGAACCAUGUGAAGAUGUUGACACUGAAUUCUUGGUGAUAUUUCUCUAAAAGUAAAUGGGACUGUAAAUCUUGGGCUUGCACUAAGCUGUACAAAUUUAUGGCCAUUCAAACUCAGUUACAAAAGAAUCAAAGUGGGAGGACAUAAAGACUGCCUCUUUAGAAGUCUUCACAUCAGCGGUUUGUAACUCUAUAGUCCUAAAACUCAAAACUGGCAUUAUUUGUUAAUGCUGGGAUAAGCAAGAGUGGAGCAUCAUUUAUAAUACUCUAAACUGCAUGCUGCAACUGUUUUAACUGGAGAGAAAAAAGAAAAUUUCUCUGCAGUUAUAAGCUACCAGUUUCUUCUGUUGCUCAUUCAAGCAGUGCAGAGACCUCAGUAUCUGGAGAACUGAUUAUAACAAGACCUGUCAGCUUUGAGCUGCUGAGAAAGUAAAAAAGGUCAUAGGAAGAUUAUAUUUAAUAAAUCAACAUAUCAAUCUGAAAAUAUUUUAGAUUCUCAGCCAUUUUCCUGCCCAACUUGUUUAAAUAUGAAUAGGAGGGGGGGAAAAAGUGGAGAAAUGAUGUUUUAAACACCCUGUUUUUAUUCCUUUUAUUUUUUUGACUCGUGAUGUAAAUUUGAACGGCUUCAUAGACAACAAUGAAUACAGAUCUUAUGGGAACUCUGUGUCUUUCUUUACUGGACAAUAUUCUGUUCAGCAAUUGUGCUGCUUCUCUUGGCAAAGACACAAAUGCAGCACGUGGCGGAGACGACGAGUAUGUGUGGGUAUGUAAGGUGUUAUGUGUAAUAUUUUGACCUUAUAGUGUUCUAUGUGUU